Molecule: messenger RNA, 1635 nt
Organism: Diplodia corticola
Lineage: Eukaryota; Fungi; Ascomycota; Dothideomycetes; Botryosphaeriales; Botryosphaeriaceae
Product: dna repair protein
Exons: 1
Coding region: 1-1635 (544 amino acids)
Source: RefSeq, a predicted model, not a curated record
AUGGCCAACAACGACUGGCACCUGGAGCUGGUCCAGGCCAAGAUCCUGGCGGAGGAGGAGAAGAAGCUGAGGGAGGAGAAGGAGGAGGAGCUGAGGGAGGAGAGGAGGAAGAACGAGACCUUGGAGCUGGUCUCCAAGGCCGGGGUUGAUCGCUUGCGGGCGGUCAACCAGGAGAAGGAGGCCCUCGAAGAGAGGGUCAUGGUGCUGGAGGGGGAGGCUGCAAUGAUGGACAGCACCAUCGACGAGGGCGACGCGUUCCUGGAGGAACAGCAAGCCAAGCUGGAGAGGGUGGAGGGGCAGCUGAAGCAGCUGCGGGGCCGCAACAAGGCCCACGCGAACACCAUCGGCCGGUUGCUUUCGGCCAACUCGGCCCUGCAGGUCAGGGUCGACGAGGCGGAGCGCCGGUCGGCGGAGCUCGAGGGCCUCCAGGCCCAGGUGGACUCCGUGGGGGAGCAGGUCUCCGCCCUCGCCACCGCCGCCGCCGCGCCCAGCCUGGCCGACGAGCUGCCCUGCAGCCCGGACGCUGCCUCUCCCGCCGCGUCUCCAGUUGGCUCUGCCGCUGGUUCUCUCCCCGUUUCGCCCGCGGCCUCUCCCGUCGCCUCUCCCGAUCCUUCUUCCCCCCCUUCCCCCGAACCCUCCCCCGUCCCCUCUCUCAGCGGCGCCGAUGACGGCUUUUCAGCUACCGGCGCCACCACCGGCGACAGCGACGGCGACAGCGACGGCGACAGCGACGACAGCAGCGACAGCGACGAGGCGGCGCAGCGCGCCACAUCCCCUCACGGCGUCGUCAAGAGCCUGCUGCUGCAGGAUUACCGCGUGUUUGAGGAAGCGGAGGACCUCACCACCCCCGCCGACGUCCCGCUUCCUGUCUCGCCCUCCAUCGGCAUUCCGCCCAUCGAGGUCCCGCUGCCGUCAGAGGAGCUCACCACCCCCGCAGAGGUCCCGCUUCCUGUCUCGCCCUCCAUCGGCAUUCCGCCCAUCGAGGUCCCGCUGCCGUCAGAGGAGCUCACCACCCCCGCAGAGGUCCCGCUUCCUGCCUCACCUUCUAUCGGCAUUCCGCCUGUCGAGGUCCCAUUGCCGUCGGAGGAGCUCACAAUUCCCGCCGAAGUCUCGCUGCCUGCCUCACCCAUCACAUCCGAGAAGCAGCUUGCUAUCACCACCAGCGGCUCAUCCAUCACCACCUCACCCAUCGAGGUCCAUCUUCCCUCCUCACCCGAGCCUUCCUCUCAGCCCGUCGCCACCACCCGGGUCAUCGUGGAGCGCGUCUCAGUCCCAUGCCGCCGUCCACACGUCUUCCUCUGGCCAUUAAUGGUCUUCCUUCUCACUCUCGCCGUCCUCUUUCACUUUGCCGGGCUCUCAGAAGCCGAGCGCAAGCUCUGGUACGACGCCAAUGAAGGCGCUCGCCUAUCGACCAUGCGCCACCUCGACUACGGUGGACGCCAAUGCUGGAGGCUCGCCACGCUCGUCCCGCGCACCCUCUACGUCCCUGGCACUGACGGCUACUUCUCGUCCGAGCCCUGGGAACACCCGCUGGUGAGGGUCGGAGUCACUUUGGUGGAGUUUGUGUUCGGAACCGUCGGCUUCAUAAUUGCGGGUUUCAUCGUCGUGGUUGGCGACUUGCUGGGCUUCCGCUGA